GCAACGGCUGUCGUCUGCAGUGCAAACAAACUACUAACGUCUAGUACUGUUGGUGCAAAUAUGAAUUUAGAACAACCGUCUGAAGAUAUUGCGGGACAAAAUAAGUCAACAAGCCCGAUUUCUACACCAGAAGGGAAUGACCUAAAGAGAAGACCGCUGAAAAGAACUCCAUUUUCAAAGUUAAGGAAAGUACACGCUAACUUCAAAUCACCGGGUCAAGUAACCAGGACUUGUAAAGUGAGUCCUGACAAAGAGGCGGAGGAGCUGCAGAGGAGGCGAAUGCAGCUGGAUGCUGAGAUUGCACAGCUGGAGUUGGAAGGAUACAAAGUGGAGGAGCUGGACUAUCACAUUGAUAUGUUGCAUGAGUACAAUGACAUCAAGGACAUUGGACAGUCUCUCCUGGGCAGAAUAGCUGCUCUACGUGGGACCACCACACGAGACCUCUACAGCCACUUCAGUCUGGAACUGGGGGACUAACAGUAAAAAGAACCGUUUUGAAAAUGUUUGUAAAGUGGAGCCCACUGUCAGCUUUAAUUUAUUGGACAUUUAUCUAAACAAGAGUGUAUGAGAACACAGUUACUUGCCUGACAUGUUUAUUAUUUAUAUUAAAAAAAAUAAUGUUAA
This is a messenger RNA of Phycodurus eques (leafy seadragon), 624 nucleotides long. RefSeq names its product SWI5 homologous recombination repair protein (gene swi5). Lineage: Eukaryota; Metazoa; Chordata; Actinopteri; Syngnathiformes; Syngnathidae. Gene Ontology annotation, cellular component: Swi5-Sfr1 complex; Swi5-Swi2 complex. The transcript is spliced from 5 exons. Bases 61 to 477 code for a protein of 138 amino acids. Gene Ontology annotation, biological process: double-strand break repair via homologous recombination. The record is from RefSeq and is a predicted model, not a curated record.